UUUAUUUGUUCCUUUCAGGUAAAAGUCAUUCACAAAGUCAAUGAGUAAAGCAAAUUAUUCUUCAGUAUCUGAAUUUGUGUUCCUGGGGCUUUCUACCUCAUUAUCAGUGCAGCAUUUCCUCCUUGCCUUCUCUACAGUAUUUUAUGUAACAAUUGUUCUAGGGAACUUUCUUGUUGUGCUAACAGUGACCUUUGACCCUCAUCUACAUUCCCCCAGGUACUUCCUUUUAGCCAACCUCUCAUUCAUUGAUUUGUGUCUUUCUACUUUAACAGUGCCUAAGAUGAUCUCUGACCUGUACUCUGGGCACAAAACCAUAUCCUUCCAGGGGUGUGUCACCCAGAUAUUUGUCCUUCACACCCUGGGUGGGUCUGAGAUGGUGCUGCUAAAUGCCAUGGCCUUAGACCGCUAUGUGGCCGUAUGGAAGCCCCUGCACUACCUGACCAUCAUGAGCCCACGGGUGUGCCUUUUGCUUCUGUGUGGUGCUUGGACUAUUGGCCUCAUUCACUCAGUGGUCCAGUUAGCUUUUGUGGUCCAUUUGCCUUUCUGUGGUCCUAAUGAAAUCGACAGCUUUUACUGCGACCUUCCUUGGUUUAUCAAACUUGCCUGCACAGAUUCCUACAGAAUGGAAUUCAUGGUCGCUGCCAACAGUGGGUUCAUAUCCAUGGGCACUUUCUUCUUGUUGAUCAUCUCCUGUGUUUUCAUUCUGGUCACCGUAUGGAGACGCUCCUCAUGUGGUUUGCGCGAGGCCCUCUCUGCUCUGCCGGCGCGCAUCACUGUGGUGGUCUUGUUCCUUGGACCCUGCAUCUUUGUUUUCAUGUGGCCAUUUCCCACGGUGCCAGUGGACAAGUUUCUUGCCAUUUUAGACUUUCUGGUUACACCCAUCCUGAAUCCUGCCAUUUACACACUGAGGAACAAGGAAAUGAAGACGGCAAUGAGCAGGCUAAGUAAUCAGCUCCUGAGUUUGAGGAAGGUCUCCUAAGCAACUCAUGAGAGCACAAAUUACUUCAAACAACUUCAUGUAAUACAAAUGUUUAAAUAAAUAUAUAAAAAUUGGGGCUUUUUGUUUUUAAAGACAGUCACCAUUUUAUAGUAUUCAGACUAGACCAUUGAUUAUGAGAUUCCAUUGAAUUCUAUGGGUAACAGGUUGUUUGUCAGCCAAAUUAAAACCCUGGGAAAUGUUUGGUGGA
Molecule: messenger RNA, 1187 nt
Organism: Capra hircus (goat)
Lineage: Eukaryota; Metazoa; Chordata; Mammalia; Artiodactyla; Bovidae
Product: olfactory receptor 4F6-like
Exons: 1
Coding region: 41-979 (312 amino acids)
Biological process (GO): G protein-coupled receptor signaling pathway
Cellular component (GO): membrane
Molecular function (GO): olfactory receptor activity; G protein-coupled receptor activity
Source: RefSeq, a predicted model, not a curated record